GUUACUGAGCAAAUAUCGAAGAUGGCGGCGUGUGUUGAGAUAGGCGGAGGCGGCCACAGUAUGGAUAAGAGCAUCACACUCCCACCAGAUGAGAUAUUUCGCAACCUGGAGAACGCGAAGAGGUUCGCAAUAGACAUAGGGGGAUCUUUGACAAAACUUGCAUAUUUUUCAACAGUUCAACAUAAAGUAGCCAAAGUCCGGUCUUUUGACCACACUGGAAAGGAGACGGAGGACGAGCCCCUCUAUGAGGUCUCUGUGCAGGAGGAGAUCACGGCCCGCCUCCACUUCAUCAAGUUUGAGAACGCCUACAUCGAGACCUGCCUGGACUUCGUCAAAGACCACCUGGUCAACACCGAGACCAAGGUCAUCAAAGCCACCGGGGGCGGAGCCCACAAAUUCAAAGACCUGCUUGAAAAGAAGCUCAAACUGAAAGUUGACAAGGAGGACGAGAUGACCUGUCUCAUUAAAGGCUGUAACUUCGUACUCAGGAACAUCCCCCACGAAGCGUUUGUGUACGUGAAGCACGCGGAGCCGGAGUUCCGGUUCCAGACCACGCACCCUGACAUCUUCCCUUACCUGCUCGUCAGCAUCGGCUCCGGGGUCUCCAUCGUGAAGGUAGAAUCGGAAGACAAGUUUGAGCGAAUUGGGGGAAGUUCCAUUGGAGGCGGUACGUUUUGGGGUCUAGGAGCUUUACUGACUAAAACAAAGAGGUUCGAUGAGCUGCUGCAGCUCGCCUCCAGGGGGCAGCACACCAACGUUGACAUGCUGGUGAAGGACAUCUAUGGGGGAGCCUACGAGAGUCUGGGAUUGACCGGGGAUCUGAUAGCGAGCAGCUUCGGCAAGUCUGCCACCGCGGAUAAAGAGUUUUCCAAAGAAGACAUGGCAAAGAGCUUACUGCACAUGAUCAGCAAUGAUAUCGGCCAGCUGGCCUGUCUCUACGCUAAACUGCACAACCUGAGCCGAGUUUAUUUCGGGGGGUUCUUUAUCCGGGGGCACCCCGUUACAAUGCACACAAUCACCUACAGCAUCAACUUCUUCACCAAGGGAGAAGUCCAGGCUUUGUUUCUCAGGCAUGAAGGCUAUCUGGGAUCAAUAGGAGCAUUUUUAAAGGGAGCGGAGGAGGACAAUCCGAACCAGUACAGCUGGGGGGAGAACUACGCUGGCAGCUCGGGCUUGAUGAGCAUUUCCCCGGACAUGUUCCCCAUGCAGCGCACCCGCAGUGGAACGUUUGACAUGCUUGAGAUGGACCGGUUGGAGCGGGAGCUGGUGAACCUGCCCUUGUUGCUCGACUCCUCGUCCUACAUUCCUGACACCGUGGACCUGACUGAGGAUGCCCUGGCCCGCGAGUACUGGCUGUCCUGCUUCGAGGAGGCCCUGGACGGGGUGGUGAAACGCGCUGUCGCCAGCCAGCCUGACCUGCAGGACGCCAGGGAGCGAGCUGAGAAAUUCCGUCACAAAUAUCGGCACAAGCUACAGACUCUGAGGCAUCAGCCCUGUGCCUACGGGUCCCUGACAGUAAGAAGCUUGUUAGACACCAGAGAACACUGUCUGAAUGAGUUCAACUUUCCAGACCCUUAUUCACAGAUUAAACAGAGAGAGAACGACCUGGCGCUCAGGUACUUUCAGAAGGUAGUGUCGUCCAUGGAGAUGCUCAGCUGGGAGGACCGUCAGUUUGCCCUGGUGAAGGGGCUGCUAGCCGGGAAUAUGUUUGACUGGGGAGCGAAGGCCGUCUCUGACGUGCUUGAGACUGAUCCAACGUUCGGGUUUGAUGAAGCUAAACGACAGUUACAAGAACGUCCUUGGCUGGUGGAUUCGUACAGCAAGUGGAUUGAGAGGUUAAAGGGUCCUCCUCACAAAUGUGCCUUGUUUUUCAUAGAUAAUAGUGGAAUAGACAUCAUUCUGGGAGUGUUUCCCCUUGUCAGGGAGCUUCUGUGCAGGGGCACCGAGGUUGUGUUAGCCAGUAACUCGGGGCCGGCUCUGAAUGACGUCACCUAUAACGAGCUCCAGAUCCUCACGGAAAAGAUAGCAGCAAUGGACUCGGUCAUACAUUCUGGGAUCACAAAGGACAGGUUGAUUUUGGUUCAAAGUGGCUCCAGCUCUCCGUGUUUAGAUUUGAGCCGUCUGGACAAAGGCUUGGCCACUGUGGUGAAUGAGCGGCACACUGACCUGGUGGUCAUCGAGGGAAUGGGCCGUGCCAUCCACACCAAUUACUACGCAGUGCUGCGCUGCGAGAGCCUCAAACUGGCCGUCAUCAAGAACUCCUGGCUGGCUGAGCGACUGGGAGGGAAGAUCUACAGCGUGGUGUUCAAAUAUGAGCAGCCCCGCGAAUAACACGCCAGCGCGAGACCGCACUGGGUGGGGGCAGGGGGGGGAGACUUUAAAAACAGCACCAACUGUACUGCAAUUUUUAUUGUUUCAUAGAUCUGUUUGUUUUUGGGGGGGGGUAUGGUGCAAAAAUCCGGCUUCCGCAAGUUGAAAUCAAUAAUUGGACGGCUUUAGUGAACGGAUCUCAAAAUAAUGUAGAAAUUGAUUUGCCCCAGAAUGGUACAAAAUGAUCUGUGCUCUGUCUCCUAGGUGUGUUGCACACUUAGCGACUGCAGCCAUUUCCUGUUCUGAAAUGGGUGUUGGGUUUGUGGUGUUGCUCUGAAUAUAAUCCCACCUUCAUCUUUCUGGCCAGUGCUGGACAAAAAAUGGUCCCGCUUGUACUGCCAAACUUUAGCAAUGGCAGUGUCCCUCCACUGUAGCCCUGGGACUGCAUCUCUCUCCUUGCGGUGUUGGAAACGAGGUUCCCAUUGCACAGUUACUGCACUCAGUCCAGGUUGUACUUUGGAUUGGAUUGGAAGACCUCUUUUCUGAAUGUAGCAUGCACAGCGGUCCCUGGUAAAACAUGGACUGGCUCCCACUGCUGCGCAAUGAGACUCCAGUUCUUCAGCGUCUAGUAAAUGCCUCUCAGCAUUAAUGCCUCGUAACAACACUGUAAAUGAGAAGGCAGGGCUGGAUCUGUAGCUGGCUCACCAGGUUUUUAAGAUAAAAUGAAGCGUUGAUGAGUUACAAGAACCAUUACUGUGCUUAAUUGGUAGUGAAGGUUAAUUAAACCCUGGGAGUUUUUUUUUUUUUUAAACACAUUCUGUCUCCAGUUACCAAAGAUGAUGCUCUUUAAGUCUAACCAGUGGAGAGUUCCCAUAGCGUGCUGAACCAAGUCCUCUCCAGCAAAUUCACAAUGUUCACUUCUCAGUGUGGCCACCAGGUGUCAGUGUUUGUGCACUCGUUUCCUGCAGGUGGUCUUCACCUUUCCCAAGCUGUGUGUUUCUUUGCAAGCCCUGGCUGCCUCACUGAGUGAGCGCUGCCAUUUAAAGCCUGACUUAUAUAGAUGUUUUUUUUUUUUUUUUUAUUAUCUGCAUUUGUUCACAUUCUGACAGCAGCAUUUGUUUCUGCAGGGAUUUUUAGUUCUUUUUUUUUUCUCCCGACUGACAGCUUAUUGGUGCUUACCGCACGUGUCAGGAAUAAGGCUGCUUGCUUUUAAGUACAAGUCUUUUUGUGUGUGUGUGUGUCGCUGCAUCACUAUGUAAACGUGAGCAUCUUUUUACCUUUUAAAAAGACAAACAACCAAAACUGCACUUCUGUCUUGGACAUGAAUCGCCACUCUCUGUAAUCAGAUUCACGUGUUUGUUUGGCAUCUCCGUUGAGGGCUGUUCACAAGUAUUGAUGCAUCAGCCGGUCACUUCGCUACGUUACCGCAUUGCGCGAUUUUCACAGGUUGUGUUUUAAACAGUGUUGUUAAAUGUGGAAUCAUCGAAUGUUUGAUUUUGCACAGCGCAGGAAUAUCAUUUCUACAGUGAUCAGCAGAGUGAGCUACAGCGUGUACAUUAGCCAGCUGCCACAAUGAAAGCAAUAGUAUGUUACUUUAUAUAGAGAGUUUCCCCGGGUAUAACGGUGUCCGUCUGCCUUUGGGGGAGGCUCAGGAUAUAUAUUGAAAUGUAUGCAUAGUGUAUGUAUCUAUGUGUGUACAUAUAUGUGUUUGAUUCAUUUAUCUUGAGAAAUCUUUAUUUUUAAGCUAUCCAGUGUUUGUGGAAAAUUAAAUUGAAUAUUUGUUCUUUGACAAUCACAUGUAUUUAAAUGUCAAAUAUAUUUUUAAAUGUUGUCACUGAAAAAAGAGAACGAUUGUCCUUGUAAAUUAUUAACCCACUUCUGUGGAAUAAAGAUUAUACAGCGAGCGGAAUUCACAAAGUCUUAGGGAAUAUUUUGUAAGGGAUAUAUAUAUUUACACUCAUUUUUAAAGCUUUUUAACCUCAAAGCAUGUUUAUAAUCUUAUAAAAUCUCUUCAUAGCUUGGUGGAUAGAGGUGGAUGAUUGCGAGGGGGGGAGAUAUAGAUGCCUGGAAGGGUUGCAUUAAAAGAGAGCAAAGAUAACAGUCUUGUUUCUUUCUAUCUGUGGCAGCCAAACUACAGACCCCUAAAAAAAAAAAAAAAAUGACACCUGGGAUUGUCUUUUGAGACGCUGUCUCACUUGACUGCCAGUCUUACAGCUUAGAAACAGACAUCCCCUGGUCUCUCACUGAGCACCCACGCAGGUAUAGGGGUGUCCUCCUGUGAGUGGAAGUUUGAUUUGAAUAUCCCCAGAAACUAGGGAAGGAACACAGGUAACAAGCGUCUGAGAAGCAUUGUGCUUUCAGGAUUCCAUUCUGGAACCCAUUAUUUAUAGAACCCUGUUAAUAGAACCUUUCGUAAUGAUGCUGUUGAGAUUUAUAAUCGAAUUUACAAAUGCUCCUUUGAGUAAGGGGGCCGGCAGCAGCAGUUUUUCAAAUGAUCAAAUAAUAACACGGCCUCCAAACAUAACAGAGAGUAAUUAACUCAAAGCUGCAGCGAGCAAACUCUCUCUGCGGUUUGCCUCAGCCUUAUUGUUUAAAUGAAGAUUAAUGGAGGCAUAUGACUUUAGCUUUUAAUGUAUUUGUGAUUUAUGUGUUUACGCAGGGACUUGUAAUGCGGUAAAUGAUUCUGCCUCAUAUUGCAAAGUUGCCAUUUGACUUUAUAAUCACUCGUGCAUUGUAACUUAAUAAUGGGGUUAAACACUUUACAAAGAGAACAGCGCAAGCAAAUUUAAAAUCAGCAAAGCAGCCAAAUAAAGGCUGCUUGAUUUGAAUUGUGCUUUGUCUUUUUUCUGUUGUCUGCAGCGUUCUGAAUAACCCUUCAUUAAAACCUUGGAGCCUU
Polyodon spathula (Mississippi paddlefish) is the source of this 5206-nucleotide messenger RNA. RefSeq names its product 4'-phosphopantetheine phosphatase-like. The record is from RefSeq and is a predicted model, not a curated record. Gene Ontology annotation, biological process: coenzyme A biosynthetic process. NCBI's taxonomy places the organism in Eukaryota, Metazoa, Chordata, Actinopteri, Acipenseriformes, Polyodontidae. The transcript is spliced from 19 exons. Gene Ontology annotation, molecular function: ATP binding; pantothenate kinase activity. Gene Ontology annotation, cellular component: nucleus; cytosol. The coding region runs from base 22 to 2331 and encodes 769 amino acids.